Molecule: messenger RNA, 936 nt
Organism: Podarcis muralis (Common wall lizard)
Lineage: Eukaryota; Metazoa; Chordata; Lepidosauria; Squamata; Lacertidae
Product: olfactory receptor 10A7-like
Biological process (GO): G protein-coupled receptor signaling pathway
Cellular component (GO): membrane
Molecular function (GO): olfactory receptor activity; G protein-coupled receptor activity
Source: RefSeq, a predicted model, not a curated record
AUGAAGUGGAAAAACCAAACAAGUGUGAUGGAAUUUAUCCUCGUUGGUUUUUCAACCAUGCCAAAUAUAGAGCUGUUUUUGUUUCCCCUAGUCUUGAUGAUGUACAUUGUGACAGUGACUGGGAACGUCCUCAUCAUUGUGGUUGUCAUGAUAGACCCAGCUCUUCAAUCACCAAUGUACUUCUUCCUGAGGAACUUGUCCUUCAUUGAGAUCUGCUUCACUUUAGACACAAUCCCUAAAAUGCUAGUCAACCUUCUGCUGAAACAUAAAAGUAUUUCUUACAUCGGCUGUGCCAUUCAAAUGUCUGGCUUCUUCUAUUUUGGAUGUGCUGAGUGUUUCAUUUUAGCUGCCAUGUCCUAUGACCGCUAUGUUGCUAUCUGUAACCCCUUGCACUAUGCCACUGUCAUGAACAGGAAUUUCUGCCACAAGUUGGUGGGUGGGGUGUGGGUCAUUGGCAUUCCCGUAUCACUAUUGCAGGCAGCUUGGAUCUUUAGUCUCCCCUUUUGUGGACCCAAAGAGGUCAAUCACUUUUUCUGUGAUGCGCCACCAGUACUGAAGUUAGUUUGUGCUGAUACUUACUUAUUUGAAAUGCAAGCCCUUGCCUCUACGCUCUUGUUCCUCAUGUUUCCUUUUGUACUUAUCCUGAUCUCCUACAUACGCAUCAUUACCACCAUCCUCAGAAUAUCUUCAGCAGAGGGCAGACACAAAGCCUUCUCUACUUGCUCGUCUCAUCUCAUUGUGGUGACAUUGUUCUAUGGAAGUGGGAGCAUUGUCUAUCUGAGACCCAACUCCAACUAUUCCCCAGAAGUCAAAAAAAUGCUGUCUCUAUUUUAUGCAGUCCUCACACCCAUGCUAAACCCCAUUAUCUACACUCUGAGGAACCAUGAAGUGAAGGAAGCCAUGAAGAGAAUUCUUGGGCAGAAAAUCUUCUCAUAG